Messenger RNA from Pseudo-nitzschia multistriata, 1430 nucleotides. The record is from the annotation of a GenBank genome assembly. NCBI's taxonomy places the organism in Eukaryota, Bacillariophyta, Bacillariophyceae, Bacillariales, Bacillariaceae.
GUCAGUCACAAGUUUUUCAUGUUUCGCAAACUCAACUUUCUUUCGAGGAUAAUCAAACCGAUCACGACAAGAGCUUUGACGGUGGGUGAGUCUUUCUUGUUGAACUUUCAAACCGCAGCCCUUAGCUUUUUAUUUUGUGUCCGAUCCACAAUAUUUGAAAAUAAAGACACCAUGAUGUUCCUUCGCCAGUCCUCCAUCGUUUUCGGUUUUAUUGCUGCCACGUCCAAUGUCGCUGCAUGGGUUUCCCAAUCACCUUCUGUUGCUAGUGCUAACAGAGCUGUUGUUUCGUCAGCUACACGUACUCCAACCUCAUUGAAAAUGGCUGAAUAUUCCACUGCCGAUCAGGUUGCACGAUUUGCGGCUGCACAGGAAGAAAAGAAUGAACGCUUCCUCAACAUCGAUAGCGUCUACAAUGGAAACGAGAUCAUGGGAAAGCGCAUUUUGGUCACGGGUGGAAACCGAGGUCUUGGUUAUGAAAUCGUCAAGCAGGCUGUUGCCGAUGGUGCCACCGUGAUUGUCAUGUGCCGAUCCUCAAACGAUGAGCUCGAAGAACUGGUCGGAAAGUGGAACGUCUACUCUGGCAUCGAUGUCACGGACACCGAGGCCGUCAAGGGAGGAAUGAAAAGAAUUAAAUCGGAUGGUGGAGCUCUGGAUUACGUCAUCAACAAUGCGGGAUAUUUUUACGAACCCUGCGAGAAAAUUACGGAUUCGUCCCUCAACUUUGAAGAGCAACUCAAACAGAUCGACAUUUGCGCUCUUGGACCUCUCCGCGUCAAUGCCGCAGCCGUAGAAUCGAAAGCACUUGCCGAUGAUGCUAAGUUGGUCAUCAUUACUAGUCAAGCGGGAUCUGCUGAGUGGAGAAAAGUCCAGAACAAGGACGAAGGUGGUGACUAUGGGCACCACAUGAGCCGUGCUGCGUGCAACAUUGCUGGAGUUUUGCAAGCCGAGGAACUCAGAAGCAUGGGAUACUCUGUCCUUAUGGUCCAUCCUGGAUUCAACCGAACAGAAAUGACUGCCAAGUACAAACACAUCUGGGACAUUGAAGGUGCCGUCGAACCUUCCGUUGGUGCAAAGCGUGUGCUCUAUGAGGCCAUGCAGUCUUCCCUCGAGAAUACUGGCACAUUUGUGAAUGCCGAAGACGGUCUUCAGAUUCCUUGGUAAAUGGAAGCAAGAUUAGAACUGUAAAUAGCGUAAAGAGGUGCUAGAAAAGAUUCGUUUAUGAUGUUCUCACAAUCUUGUGUAAUGUCGACUAUGACGUCAUGCAGAAUAAAAAUGGUGGCUAAUUCCAAAUUUGAAAACCAAUUGCGAUUGAAUGAUAUGAGACUGUGAUGAAGCGGCAAUAACAAGGGAAAGAAACCAUUCAAAUGAAGAUCAUGUGUUACAUCAUGGAGCAGAUCUAGUUAUUCAUGCAAUAAUGUUCAAAUACAUCU